AUGAGCAAGAGGCGAGCCAUCCUGUUGUUACGGGAAAGAUUCCGGUCCUGUUUCCUGGCGCACCGCGGCGACCGGCCGACGAACAUCCACCGCCUCCAAGCCGCCUCUCCUCACUGCAGCAGCGUAGCGACUUCUUCCUCCAGCUGCAGAGCCUCUCCGCAUCAAGAGUUCCUCGCCAUGGAGCAUGGACUGUGGUCGAGCGGAGCUAGCGACAAGAGCAAGGCCAUGGUUGAGCAACUGCAGAGAUAUGGGGUAAUCAAAUCGACCAAAGUUGCGGAGGUCAUGGAGACCAUCGAUAGGGGGCUGUUUGUGCCUCCGGGUGGUUCUCCCUAUUUUGAUAGCCCAAUGGCAAUUGGCUACAAUGCAACCAUAUCUGCGCCUCACAUGCAUGCUGCUUGCCUGGAGCUCCUGGAGGAUCAUCUGCAGCCUGGUAUGCGAGCUCUAGAUGUUGGAUCAGGCACUGGGUACCUAACAGCUUGCUUUGCACUUAUGGUUGGACCGGGAGGACGAGCAGUUGGUGUUGAACACAUGCCAGAGUUGGUUGCUUCUUCUACUGAAAACAUCAAGAAAAGUGCAGCAGCCCCACAGCUGAAUGAUGGAUCCCUCAGUAUUCAUAUUGCUGAUGGUAGGGAAGGCUGGCCCGAGCUUGCACCAUAUGACUGCAUCCAUGUCGGAGCUGCAGCACCGCAGAUUCCAGAGGCGUUAAUCGAGCAGCUGAAGCCUGGUGGCAGAAUGGUGAUCCCGGUUGGGACCAUCUUCCAGGAGCUGAAGGUGAUUGAGAAGAAGCCAGACGGCGGUGUCAGCAUAAGAGACGAGACGUCUGUGCGCUAUGUGCCUCUCACCAGCAAGGAUGCCCAGUUGCACUCAAAUUGA
Triticum turgidum subsp. durum (durum wheat) is the source of this 873-nucleotide messenger RNA. Lineage: Eukaryota; Viridiplantae; Streptophyta; Magnoliopsida; Poales; Poaceae. The record is from the annotation of a GenBank genome assembly.